Colletotrichum fioriniae is the source of this 390-nucleotide messenger RNA. RefSeq lists its product as uncharacterized. The record is from RefSeq and is a predicted model, not a curated record. NCBI's taxonomy places the organism in Eukaryota, Fungi, Ascomycota, Sordariomycetes, Glomerellales, Glomerellaceae.
AUGGCCGAACCCGCUCAAACCCCGCAAUACAUUUACAAAAUCGUGCCCGAGGCGCCGCCGUCGCCGCUGCCGACCGAGUUCCGCCUCUCGGACCUUGAUCGUAACGAUGGCUUUAUUCAUCUGAGUACGGCGGAGCAGGUCCUCAACACAGCAAACCUCUUCUUCUCAACCGCCACAACCCUGUACCUCCUCAAACUCCCUUACGCGCCCCUCGCCGCCUCGGGCUCGAUGAAAUGGGAGUUCCCGCCUUCAGGCAAGUUCCCCUCCGCCUUCCCGCACCUGUACGGACGCAACUUUGGCGCCGCCGACGUCGAGGACGCAAAGGGGUUCGAGAGGGCCGAGGGACAGGUGUGGAGUGAGGUUUUGGGUGGUGAUGCGUGGCUUGUUUGA